Gongylonema pulchrum is the source of this 1020-nucleotide messenger RNA. The record is from the annotation of a GenBank genome assembly. NCBI's taxonomy places the organism in Eukaryota, Metazoa, Nematoda, Chromadorea, Rhabditida, Gongylonematidae.
AUGCUCCCCCGCAUACUGAGGGGCGAUUACGUCGUCUCUGCCCAUAAAGCUAAAGGUGCAACAAGUCACUGUCGCGAAAUGGAGGAAGAUUUAGAACGCGCAGACUGCUAUAGCCCUGAUCCUGCGUUUGAAGCUGCCGUAGCUAUCGUACAAAAUAUGCCAAAGAAAGGACCAAUUAGUAUCUCCAUCAAUCAGAAGUUGCGCCUUUACUCGCUGUUUAAACAAGGAACAGUCGGAAAGUGCAACAUUCCAUGCCCACCAUUUUGGUCGGCCGUUGAACGUCUAAAAUGGUAUGCAUGGAAUUCUCUUGGCUCAAUGGAACGACAUCUGGCUCGAGAAAUCUACACUCAGGAGCUGAAAAAAAUUAUCAACAAUGUCCAGAAUGAAUAUGAUAUAAUUCACCUGGCCAACAGAAAUAUACAAGGCUUGAGAAAUGACCCGAACUUGAAUGGAUUGGUAAGAAACUGCAAUAUUGAAAGGGCUGUGUUGAUUUUGACAGUACCUCAAAAUGAAGAAAAUUCCUCAAAUUAUUUGAUGUCGAAGCGCGCGAUUCAGUUUUUGUACAUUUCAGGAAGCCCGAACCUCUUCCUCCUCAGCAGUGGACACAACAAACCGCAGACACAGGAGAUCGAAACAAUGCACCAAGUGGAUGAAAGCUCGUCUGCUUCGAGCUGUAGUGAUGAUGAAUAUUUUGAAACUGUUCCUGAUCACGAACAGGAAGCCCGAACCUCUUCCUCCUCAGCAGUGGACACAACAAACCGCAGACACAGGACUGAACAAAUUGCGCUGCAGUUUGCUCCCGUCACAGAGUCACGGAGCGUGCUGGAGAGUAGUUUGGAAGCAUUUGUCAAUGUGUUGACUUAUCUCAGACGCAUCGUUUUCGCAUCGCUGUCUGGUUUGCGGAGAAGUUUCCUGCAUAUACGAGUUCGUUGGAAAAUGAUACUGUUUGUGAUCGUCUGGCCAUUUGUCGCUAAUUUUGCAAUGGCUUAUCUCUAUUAUCGCACGUUAAUGCGCCGAUGA